CUGUGAGCGGAGGGGGGCGGAGGUUUUAAGAAAGGUUCUGCCAUUGCGGUGUCGAGUUUACUGGGAGCUAAGGGAGCGAGGAGGUUAUAGUGGUGAGAUGUUAUUAUAACAUACUGGAACUGAAUUAUUCGCCGCAUAUCGAAUGACGUACACAAUAAUGCAAUGCUGAACUAUGCAUAUUACACAGGCAAGAGGUCUAUGUUUAUACAGGUGUGUUACCUGUAGCUCCCAGAGAAAAGGGGCUGGGUUUGUUUUCUCACUUUUCGGUUCUUUCCGGAACAGCUUACAGACCGGUUUAUCAAAUGUAUUAACGUUCAUCUAUGGAUGAGAACGGAAAACCCUGGCGCAAAGGACAUGCCAGUCGCCUUCGCUGUGGACUUACCUCGUCGGGAAUUCCUUGACCGUCUUUUGAACAUACAGUCAAUUCGAAAAUGGCUAUUGUUUAAGUAAAUCAAAGAGGAAUAUCCACGUUAGCAACUGCUUCCUGGUCAUAUCAAACUGCGACUUUUUAUUACGACUUUUAAGUGAUUGAAUGCGGAGGUUUUCCCUGAAACUGAGCACUGACGCAUUGUGGAGAAAGCGAACUGGAUUUCCCACCCGGCUGCGCUACAAGCACGCUACAGCUUUGACGAACCACGAUGGCUGUAGUCCGGUUGGAAACAGGAGAUCAUCAACCAGAAAACGGCUUCGUGUCAUCAGAAACGACUUCCACGGGGUUGCUGUCACGUAUCGACGGUUCUGUUUUACCGUUUCUUGGAGGAUUUGGGAAAUACCAAAAACAACUCAUCGUCCUGACGUGUAUCCCAGUUUUAUUUCUGGGAUUCAGUCAGUUCUCCGAUAAUUUCCUUUUAGCACAACCAAAUAGUACGUGCAUAUACCCGAACGCGAAGAUUGGGAAUAACACUGGAAGUUCUGUAUCGUUAUUGCGUGAUUCGAACAGUAGCACGACCGCUCCACGUUUGCAUGCCAAUGGCACUGGCAACGAAUCCGCAAGCAUUGAUUGUUCGUGUUUGGAGUGGAACUACAGGCUACAAACAGGACUCGUGCAAAAUGUGGUCACCAAGUGGAAUUUGGUGUGCAAUUCAGAAUGGAAGGUCCACAUCGCAAAGUUCUCUUUGCUCGUGGGCUCCAUAUUUGGAUACUUGGUGUUGGGGGUCCUGGCAGACUGGUUCGGACGGAGGCCCGUGCUGAUCACCUCGGUGCUCUUCAUGGUGGUGUUCGGGCUGACGGUGGCCUUCUCCGUCAACGUCCCCAUGUUCAGCACCCUGCGCUUCUUCGAGGGGUUCUGCCUGGCCGGGAUCACCCUCUCCCUGUAUGUGCUGAGGAUAGAGCUGUGUCUGCCGCUCUGGCGUUUUCGGGUCACCAUGGUGGCUAACUUUGUGGUUCUGGCGGCGCAGCUCCUGAUGCCCGGUCUGGCUGCCCUGUGCCGAGACUGGCAGAUCCUGCAGGCCGUCAUCAUCUGCCCCUUCAUCCUUAUGCUGUCCUACAUCUGGGUUUUCCCAGAAUCCCUGCGCUGGCUUCUGUCUACGCAGCAGUACUGCCGCGCCAGACGGCAGAUGCACCGAAUUGCCAGGAAGAACAAGGUGGGCGGGACGGACACCGACGAGCUGUUCUCAGAACUCCAAAACGAGAGCCAGAAGAAGCCCAAGAAGACGUGCAUCGUGAAGAUGGUGGGCACCAGGAACCUGUGGAAGAACAUCGUGGUGCUCUGCGUGAACUCACUCACAGGGUAUGGGAUCCAUCACUGCUUUGCCCGCAGUAUGAUAGACCCCGAGGCGGGCAAGACCAGCGUGUUCCACAACUUCUACGCGGACUACUACACCAUGGCGGGCAUCGCCGUGGCGUCCUGCAUGGCACUGUGCCCGGCCGUGGGGUUCAUGGGCCGCCGGGGGGGUCUGCUCAUGUUCAUGAUCAUCACCGCCCUGGCGUCCCUGCUGCAGCUGGGCCUGCUGACCUUGCUGGGGAAGUACAGCUUUAAGCUGAACAUAGAGCAAGAACAGUCCGACACCCUGAACAAGAAGUUCUCCAUCGCCUUCUCCAUCAUCGGCAUGUUCUCCUCCCACGCCGUCAGCAACCUCAGCAUCUUCUUCUGCGCGGAGAUCACGCCCACCGUCAUCAGGGGCGGGGGGCUGGGCCUGGUGCUGGCCAGCGCGGGUUUCGGGAUGCUGACGGCGCCCAUCAUGGAGCUGCACAACCAGAAGGGCUACUUCCUGCACCACGUGAUCUUCGCCUGCUGCACGCUCAUCUGCAUCAUCUGCAUCCUGCUGCUCCCGGAGACGCGCUACAAGCCGCUGCCCGAGCACAUCGGCGACGGCGAGGCCUGCGUCCGCCCCCCGCUGCUCGCCCCCAAGAAGGCGGGCGAGCAGGACCCCCUGCUCCACCAGGCGGAGCCCGGCGAGCGGGCCCGGGUGCAGGAGACCGCUCUGCGCGGGACGGACGAGCCCCGCGCCGUGGAGGACGUGUCCGUCUGCGUCGUCGGGACCCCGCCCCCCGGCACGGCGGUGGCCCCGCCCCCCUGCGUCGUAGAAGUCACGCCCGUCCGCUCGACGGGAGCUCCGCCCCCCUGCAAAGUGGACGCCGUGGGUCCCGUUGCUGUGGAAAACGAGCUCCCCAAGAUUGCUGGCGCAAACCCACCCAUUGCUAAAGACAACACACCUCCUAGUACUGCAGACAUAACGCCACCUUCACCACCCUCUACUACAGACACAACACCACCCUCACUACCCUGUACUACGGACACAACACCAUCAACACCACCCUCACCACCCUGUGCUACUGAUGCCACAUCUCCCGAUACUACAGACCCAAAAUCUCCCGAUUCAACAGACCAGAAAUCUCUCGAUACUACAGACCCAAAAUCUCCCAGUGCUACAGACCCCAAAUCACCCAGUGCAACAGACCCCAAAUCUCCCAGUGCUACAGACUCCAAAUCUCCCAAUGCUACAGACCCCAUAUCUCCCAGUGCUACAGACCACAAAUCUCCCAGUGCUACAGACCCCAAAUCUCCCAGUGGUACAGACUUCAAAUCUCCCAGUGCUACAGAUCCCAAAUCUCCCAGUGCUACAGACCCCAAAUCUCCCAAGGCUACAGACCCCAAAUCUCCCAGUGCUACAGACCCCAAAUCUCCCAAGGCUACAGACCUCAAAUCUCCCAGUGCUACAGACCCUAAAUCUCCCAAGGCUACAGACCCCAAAUCUCCCAGUGCUACAGACCCUAAAUCUCCCAGUGCUACAGAGCCCAAAUCUCCCAGUGCUAAAGACCCCAAAUCUCCCAGUGCUACAGACCCCAAAUCUCCCAAGGCUACAGACUCCAAAGCUCCCAGUGCUACAGACCCCAAAUCUCCCAGUGCUACAGACCCUAAAUCUCCCAAGGCUACAGACCCCAAAUCUCCCAGUGCUAAAGACUUUGUAUCUCCCAGAGCUACGGAUGCUGUUCUCCUUGGUGCUACAGACGCUCCGGCUACUUGUGUUAUAGACGCCGUUAACUCUGCUCCCACAACCCCCUGCGCUACGGGUGUGCUCGCCGACGCCCCCACCGAUCCUGCAACCCCUCCAGCCAACGGCACUGCCACAGCAAACGCCACGCCCCCUUCCCUCAGCCCAGGCUCCGCCCCCAACGGCGGCACGGAAGGCGCGAUACCGCUGAACGGCGCCGCCAAUGGAGUGAGGUCGUCCUGAUCGAACCCUCCCACGGCGGGGGUGGGGGGGG
Anguilla anguilla (European eel) is the source of this 3708-nucleotide messenger RNA. RefSeq names its product solute carrier family 22 member 23-like. Gene Ontology annotation, biological process: transmembrane transport. Gene Ontology annotation, cellular component: membrane. The transcript has 10 exons. Gene Ontology annotation, molecular function: transmembrane transporter activity. NCBI's taxonomy places the organism in Eukaryota, Metazoa, Chordata, Actinopteri, Anguilliformes, Anguillidae. The record is from RefSeq and is a predicted model, not a curated record. The coding region runs from base 639 to 3677 and encodes 1012 amino acids.